ACUCGUAUCGAGCACAUUAUACUUAUAUAUAAAAUGGAUACAGAAACUAAAAAGGAACUAGAGUUCCAGGAUAUCAAUGCUGGAAAAGCUAGUAAAAGUACUGUGGCAAAGGUCACUGAAACUGGAUUUCUCGUGGCAACGUGGCUGGCUCUGGGACUGUAUUUGGAAAUAUUCGGGCCGACUCAGAAGGAUUUGGUGCUGAAACUAGGCACGGACUAUGAACAUAUCGCAGUCGCCAUUUCCGGUCGUAGCGUGGGUCUGUUUCCGGGAUGCGUACUGGGCGGGCUGUUGGUGGACCGGUUCGGACGCUGGUGUCACGUUAUGGUGGCAGUUUGUCUCGAUAUCGCCGCCGUCGUCACAAUGGCCAUCCCCUACUCGCCAAGCGUCGAGCUGCUAUGGGUGUUUUGCUUUAUCGGCGGUCUCGUGGAGUCCGUUAUCAACAUAGCUGGACAAAAGUUGAUUCUCAAGUUAUGGUUGGAGAAAUCUGCCACGCCAAUGAUUCUGCUGCAUUCCGGUUACGGGAUCGGCUCGUUCGUGAUUCCACUCUACACCAACCCGUUUCUAGCCCUGGUGAAAACAGUUGACGUUCCUCUCGAAAACACGUACAGCAAUGUGACUGAAAUGCCUUACAUUAACCACACUCUUUUAUAUACAAAUGUUACACAGGAAACACAAAUAAUCAAGCAGUCCAGAAUAGAAUAUUCCUACAUGAUCUCAGCCGGAUUGGUCCUAAUACAUUCCCUCUCAUUUUAUUUCUUUCAAAUUCGAGAACGUCAAUUUCAAGACGUAAACUUGGAAAAAACUAUUGGCAAAAGCAUUAAACCUGAAAAAGACAGAUCUCUUAUCGAAAUGGUGAACCCCGCCACAUGUACGGGGGGCCGAACCUGUUAUGGAGUACAGCUAUUCUUACUCAUAUUCCUGUACUUUGCGAAUGCCGGCGGCGGGGAGAGGGUGGUGGCCAACUUUAUCCGCAGCUUCUCCAUUGACCAGCUUCAAUUCUCCAACGACGACGCUUCCUACAUCAACACAGCAUUCUGGAUCAGCUUUACGGUAGGGCGGGUGGUGUUCUCGGUCGCCGCCAGGUGGGUGUCUAUACGCAUCCUGAUAUUGAUCCAGACAAGCGGCCUUACUGUCAUUGCCAUUCUCAUGAAUAUUUUCGCCAAGCACAACACCAUGGCCCACUGGGUGUUGGUACAACCACUCGGGGUGUUUAUAGCGCCGCUCUGGCCUUCCUGUGUCGCAUGGACUGACUACCAUAUGGAGCUGACCGGAAUUGGAAUGUCGAUUAUCCUGCUAGGCGGAUCUGUAGGUGGAAUUUGCCACUUAAGGCUAAUCGGCUACCUAUACGAAAACUUUGGUCCUCAGACGUUCCUGUAUCAAGUUAUGGGCUAUGCGGGUCUAGCGCUACUGUUAGCUGUCGCUCUCGAUGUGGUUGGCUCUCAACAUGGAAACAGGUUUUUGUGGAAUAAAGCUGAACGCGAAAAAGAAGUAAACAAUUCAGAGAGGUUAUGAUUUUGAAUUAAUCGGUUUUGUAGACAUUACGGAGGUCGAUAAGCUUAAAUUAUUUUGUGACACAACUUUGUAUACCGAAAUGCAACUGCAUGUACAUAGUAUUUGAAUGUGCCCUUGUUAUUUCACCAAGA
Molecule: messenger RNA, 1643 nt
Organism: Mya arenaria
Lineage: Eukaryota; Metazoa; Mollusca; Bivalvia; Myida; Myidae
Product: sodium-dependent glucose transporter 1-like
Exons: 3
Coding region: 34-1512 (492 amino acids)
Source: RefSeq, a predicted model, not a curated record